Molecule: messenger RNA, 6058 nt
Organism: Sitodiplosis mosellana (orange wheat blossom midge)
Lineage: Eukaryota; Metazoa; Arthropoda; Insecta; Diptera; Cecidomyiidae
Exons: 5
Coding region: 515-1552 (345 amino acids)
Source: RefSeq, a predicted model, not a curated record
CAAUCAUUUUGCCAAGCAUCAAAUUCAAAUCAGCUCGAAUCGAAUCAAGUGCAGUUUAGGUUAUCGCAUUUUCGUUGCCACCCAAAUAAUGGACAAUAAACUGUAACGUCACACCGAAACAAAACCAUGUGAAUUCAACCAAUCAUUUCCACCUUAAUAGUCAAUUAAUUGCUGAGUAGAAAUAAAGGAGAGGUAAAAACGGCGACGUGAAUUAAAUACACCAAACGCAGACAAGACCAUAUUAUAGCUGGUUGAUAAACCCAAGAGAAAGAAAAUAAACUGUCUAAGAAAAACCACAACGAAAAUUAUCGACCGAUUCGCUGAUACGUCAAAUAAGUCGAGAGGCAGAACGAAUAAAAAAAAUUCAAAUGAACUUUGUUCCAUGAGCAUCAUCAAACAGCAAAAACCGAGCAUACUUAUAAUAAAACAACAGCACCAGCAGUAGCAGCAUCGUCGACAACCACAACAAAACCGCUGGCCAUACAUCAAGCUACACAUCAAUCGCAAAUUCGAAAUGCAAACAAUGGCGUUGAAUUGCAUGAGUUGGAAGUUGAUCGGUUGGCCGUCAAUUUGUUUGAUGAUCCUUCAUUUAUUCAAUAUAUGUACAUGUUUGAAAGAUUUGAAAAUUUAUGUGCCUGAAGCAGUGGCUGUUGAUGAUGCAGUAACUUUAUCGUGUUAUUACAACUUAGAAAAUGCUUCAUUAUAUUCGGUGCGCUGGUAUUUGGAACAAGAGGAAUUCUAUCGAUUCGUGCCAAAGGAAUCACCGCCGUCGAGAGUGUUUGAUGUCGCUGGAAUCGUUGUUGACUUGACGAAAUCCAGCGAGCACACGGUGACAUUACGCUCGGUACCACGAAUUAUCUCCGGAACGUAUCAAUGUGAAGUGUCGGCUGAUGCGCCACUUUUUCACACGGAAACAAGUAAAGCAAAAAUGCUUGUCGCUGAACUGCCGGCCCACCAGCCCGUGCUCUCCGUUUACAACGCUCCAAAUAACAGUAAAAAUGGCAUUGCCAUCGGUGAGUUAUUGAAAGCGACUUGUGUUUCUGGCCCAUCUUUUCCACCUGUCAAUUUCACAUGGACAGUGAAUGGCAACAUUCAGCCGUCGAGCAAUGUUGGUUUGCGACCCAUUCAGGCCAUCGAAAAAAAUAUCGUGCUACCGAAUACCAACGAUUCAGAUUCGAAUGCAAAGGAAGCCUGGUCGGACAUGAUUGCGCGUAUCGACAAUCACAUGCUUAAUUCGGACAAUCGUAAGAUUCUGGUGCGUUGUGAAACAAAUAUCUUCAAUUUGUAUCGUGGUACGGCCGAAGCUGAACUCAAAAUAAGCGACGAUUCAAUUUGGAUGCACGGUGCUAAAGUGAGCCCAACAACAGAUCAACGCAGUAGUAGCAGCAGCAGCAGCAGCAGUAGUGGUGGCGGCAGCAGCAGCAGCGCAUCCACAAAAAAUGGCGAUCCCGAUAAUUCAGCGCUACAGGCUGGCACCGGCCUUCGAUUGAAUACAUCCUAUUUUUUAUUGCAACUAGUUUUUCUGCUUCUUAUCACACCGGCCCUAUCGUAAAAGUGGUGUCAGCAUACGAAACACUGUAAUAAUGCACGACACAGAGAGAAAGACACCAACGGCCAGAGUGAGAUGUAUGUUAGGGUGGAUGCGUGUGCGUGUGUCGGUCACACCUGGCAUUUGACUCCCAAACAAUUACACGACAAAUAAUUUAUUUUGCUACACCGAAUUCCAAUUCAUCUCCGACUUAAUGCGAAUACGAAUUGCGAAUAUCAAUUUCGAAUGUCAGUUUUACCACCCAACACCACCAAUGCCCGUUUGCCCGCACUUUGUCACCCGAAAGGCGAUCUGAUUCACUCACUCACUCCGAAAAUCGCCGAUCCUUAUAUUUUUCAUAUAUUAAGAAUAAUAAUGAAAAAUAACGAAUAAAAUAAACUAUUUAACCAUUUAUUUCAUUUAUUUGCUAGGAUUGAUGGCUAGAAAUUUUUAUUAAAAUCCCUUAAGCGUAAGUUGUAAGUAUGAUAUAAGUUAACUGUCACUGGAAUCCCCCGAUACAAUUCUCGAUAUUACUUGAUAUAUAUACCUACAUGAAUGAAUAUGCAUAUAAAGAUAUAUACAUAUAUGUUGAUGUUACCAAAUGUCGUUUGUAUUUAUCGAACGGUGACUGAUGUUGGAGCUCUUCAAUCCAACGUUGGUAGACAAUUGCAAUGGAAUAAAUUAAAAUAAAUUUUUGCACAUGAAAUAUGCAAUUAAACAUGCAUAAAAUACUUGACAAACAAAAUUUCAAUUCGCCGAUGGAAUUGUGUUCGUGUGGAGCGCGUCAGCCCAUUCCAUUGCCAAAAUGACUGUAAAUUAAAUGACCGGAAAACAUCGAAACAUUGUCAGGUAUGUCAGUGUAAAAAAAAAUUGAACGGUAGGCCUCACAUUUUUGGACAAGAAACGGUUUACCUGAUGAAAUGAUUGUAUGCGUGUUGUGUUUGUUCUGCGGAUGAUGAAAAGGCUCAUACCAAAAAUGAAUGCAAUGUCGAAAAAAUUCUCCACGGGAUUCAACUUCGUUUGCGACGUUUGCCAUUCCAUGGGCUGGCAGAACGGUGCAGUUGGUGCCGUUUCACCUUCAUCACAUCAAUAACAAGUGAUAUUAAUUAAUUUAUUUUUGAAUGUUAAAUGGCAAUUUUGUGUACUCAUUCUUUGCCAAAAUAUUAACUUUGAUUUACCAUUUCGGUGUUGCAAACGGAAAAGAAACCUUUUGGGAGGAGGCAGAGAUGUAUAAAAUUGAGUAUGAGGCGAUUCCUUUCAAUUUCAACUUUAUCACCUCUUUAAUAAAUUAUGUUGCGCACAUAGUUUUCCCGGUUGGUCCGUUGGUCGUUCGAUAGGCUGAAUGAUUGGUUGGUUGGUAGAAGCUGUUGCCUUUAUUGACAUACUCACUAUCAAAAUCACGCGCUUGUUCGCCCGCGCACACCAACCAUAUUGAGGCAUAGUUAGCGCUGGAUGAAGAUUCUCCCUGCUUGCUCUGUUUGCUCACAAUUAUAAAGUUUUCUAAAGAGCUUAUCUGUGAACGUCUGGAAACCGUAUGGUGCGUUCUACUGCUGAUGCUGCUGCCGUCGCUGCUUUGGCUGCUGUUUUGCAAAAGCGUCCCCAACUUUUGCUAUAGACAAACAUACAUUUAUCAACACAUAAACUAAAUGACGAGCCACACGAAAAGUUUCCAAGCAAAUAAAACCUAUUCGCCACACGUUAUAUUCAUAUUACUAGCAUUCAAAUAUCGACUAUAUGGCAAGAUUUUUUGGCCAUAAUGUUCUGGUUGCCUCUCAUCGAUCUAUUUCGAAAGUUAAAUUUAGUUCUCCUCUCUUUUGACUUUUCUUCUUUGGCUUUUCUCUCUCUCCCUCUCUCUCUCUCCUUUUCUCUGCUCCUGUACACGAUUUGCAAUCUCUGGCUUCUUCAUUCUUUUGCUCUUUUUUUCCCUCUCUUCCUCAUCAGCCAUGUAAUUUCGUUUGGCUAUGUCUGCAAUGCAUUUCGCCAUGAGCACAGAAAUCGUUUUUUUUUUUGCUUCUUUCUACUACCACUACCGCUUUUUCUUAAUGUAUGGUGACCUGAAGUGAUGGCAUCUCAAUGUGUAAAACAGUUCAUAUAUCUCUAUUCCACGUUUUACGUUACACAUUCCACAUUAUCACUAUGAGCGUUACCGUUGUCGGUUUGUCUAUUGCAACGUGUAAAAUACUGAGGUUGAGAAAGUUCACAAAGUCAAUGGGAAUACUUUUCACGCUCAUACAAGGAACCCGUACAAAUGGCCAUGUUCAAGCUCAAUAAUACAUCCGCAAGCUAAACACACACACACACGCGCGCAUAUAUAAAACAAACUGACAGAGGAAAACUAACGCAGAGGAAAGAUGGGAUGGGAAGCAACAGCGAUGGCAUAUACACAAUCAAUUUAAGAUAAAUAAGAAACGAUUCGAUUCAUCAUGUGUACAACUCCAUUAAAAUGCGUUGGAGAAUCGUAUAUUUCAAAUAAAUGAAUAUGAAUUUGUGUUACGAUUUAGAUGUCCAAAAUGUUGAUUCGAAAUUCCCUGUGUUGGAUAAAUAGAUGUAUGUGUGUUGUUUGUGUCCACGUCCAGUGUGUUGUUGCAACACUGCCACAACAUACAAGUGUGAAAAGGGAAAGAAAAAAAAACAUACAAAACAUCCCCCGAAAAAUAACUCUCCAUAGUGAUUCUAGUAAUAGCUUUACGUUUAAAGUUCGGGGCCCGAUAUCGCACCGUCGAUAAGCGUUCUCCACACUGAUCGAGCAGGAAAGACACAUACACACACACACACAGAAAGAGAGAGAGAGAGAAGGAGAGAGAGAUACCGACACAUACGAGCGACGAGACAGCACUGGAAGAAAAUAGUAUGAGAGAGAUGGUGAUGGUAGAGGAAAUCAGUUCGAGAAAGUCAUAGAGUAUAGAUUUUAAGUUGGUCAUCCCAAUCACUUGGCGGUAGUUGCAUCGUAUGCCCGAUGCCAAAUACAGAUAUAUAUACAUAUACAUAAUAUUAAUUUUAAGAAAGUUUCAAUUCACAUGGUCAUUGGUUAAAAAUCGUUUGCCACCGGACCGAACUCUGAAACAUUACGAUUGAACUAAACUAUAUGUUUGUAUAGAUUGCUAUAUAUGCUCGACUUGAACUCAAUUGUAUGUGUGAUGCAUAUUUCCAAAAGUAUUAUUACUAUAGAACUGCUGUGUACGUUUUGCGCCCUCCUCCGAAUACAGUUAGAUGAAAAUUAAAAGUUUUCGGCAGCAACAAAACAUUCCCGAACAACUGAAAGACGAACUAGCUAGGCUUCCAUUUUUUUGCCAUCGCCCAACAUUCGGAUUUUCACAAUACACGAAGCAAAAUCGUCGACCGAAAAUAUUUUUCUGUUUUUGAUUUCGAUUUCAAUUGUGUCAAACGGAAGCCAGCACUAAGCCGAAUUCAAUGCUUUAAAAUUAAAAUCACUUUGCAUUUACAGCUAUUAAAUGGAAAUUGAGUCAUUUGAAUCUUUUGGCGUGUUUCAAUCUAGUUAUAAUUAGAGCAAAAUAGUUUAAAUUCUAUGGCUAUAAUAACAUAGUACACACAUCGAUCCGAAUUACCGGUAUCAAAAUUAUAUGGAGAAUUUCAAUCAAACACAUUUGGAAACAGUAGGUUGUGGCAACAAUAAACGGUACCCAUAUAUACACACACCCACAAAAAAGACACACAAAAACACACAGACAUUCUCAGUUCACUAUAAAAUUGUACAUUGCUGAUAUGAAUUCAUAUGAAAACCGCAAUUGAAAUUAUGGCAUCCAGACAACAGCAAUUCAAAUAAUUUCGAUUGUUUUUAAAACAUAAUAGAAAAUUAAUUAAAAUUAAUAGCGAUUAAUUUCAAUGAAAUCAAAUUGAUUUGAAAUGGAAUUUUCGCCGCAACAAAUUUUGCUCACUGGAUCUCUAAUCCGCACUGAGAUGGUCAAUUAUAGUAGUGGAACUUUUGUUUAUGUUUCUGGUUUUGUUCAUUUUGGUUUCAAUAACAGCAACAACAAAAUGAGCAUAAAUAAAAUAAGGAUUAUUCAAUUUACGUUAAGAUUUCCGUAGAUGAAGAUAAUUUAGCACACCGGCAAUAAAUUCAUAAAAUUGAUGGUCAUAAAUCUUUGAGUUCCUCUGCAUUAAGAGUCGUAUUUUACCUCAUUUAUCUACUAAACAUACACGAAGGGAAAAUAACCCAAUAAACACUCACAGACAAACACACACACACAGGAAUGCAAAAUACAGCGCGAAUUUAGUGGUCUAUCGCGUGAUUUAAAAUAUAAACUAACCAUACAAUUUAUGAAAUGAAAUGAAAUGCAAAAUUUGACAAUAUUUAAGGAAAUUAGGAAAUUACAACUUACUCAAAUGGCAUUCGUUAAGGAUACAAACCUACAAAUACAAAUGGAUAAAUGAUAACCCAAAAAAAAAAUACAGAAUGAUACGUAAAAUUAAUAAAUACGAACGCAUGGAAUUAAACUUAUACAUUAUUAUCUUCCGACACACACAAACACACACACACACAAAAAGAAUAAAUAAACCAAUAAAAAAAAA